AUGACAUAUUUGGAUACAGAGAAUCAAGACAAAUGGUUUCUUGCUUUUAUGGCAAUCCGUUUGUUUAUUUAUUUUGUAUUUAUGACUGUUAAUUUUGGUCAAGCUUUUAUUGAAGCAAGAGAAAUGACUUUAAGAAAAGUUAAUUCAAAAUUUUUUAUGUUUUUAGCAUUUGCACUAUUUUGUUUGUGUAGAUGUAUAUCACAAGCAUUAUUCUUUUGGCGACCAGAAGAAUAUUUGGUUGGAACCAUUUACUAUGUUUUCUUUUCAUUUGGAAACUUUUUUAUCUUUCAAGAAUUUAUCUUUUUAGGUGGAUUUUGGAUACAAUUAUUAUAUUCAUUUUUUAUAUCAUCAAAAAUUAGAAGAAAAGGAGUUGGACGUUUACACAAGAUGAGUAACUAUAAUCACUAUGACGAUAUGAUGCACAGGACAAAAUCAAUCCUCUCGAUUGUCGUUUGUUCAGUAUCGUCGACACUCAUUUACAACAUCGUAUUCAUCAUUGUCGAUGGUGAUGGUACACCUCCCUACACUCUCUUUCCAAUAAGACUCAUUAUCACUGGUAUCAUUGAUAUCGGUCAAAUGAUUGCUAUUAUGGUUGUUAUGGCUGAUGGACUUUUUCACAAAUACUUUUUAUUUAUCCGUGUUUCUAGAUUCCAACCAAGUGAUAAAUCAUCGGCAUCAGAUGCAACAGAUGCAAAAUUAGGAUCGAUGGGUACUAAAACUACACAUUAUGAUGGUGCAUCCAAUAUGAGUUUUAAUACUUCUAUGACAUCUUUACAAGCUAGUAACGUUCAACAACCACAAGAAGAAGAAGAAGAGGAAGAAGAACAAGUUGUAGGUCAACAACAAUUAAAUGAAACAACCAUAUCGAUUGGAUCUUCAAACCCAAACAUCCAAUUAAUCAAAGAGGGCGACAGCAGUGACGAUUCCUCCAAAACUCAAGGCACUUCCUCAGCCGCAAGUCCAUGUAUAGUUUAG
This is a messenger RNA of Cavenderia fasciculata, 975 nucleotides long. RefSeq lists its product as uncharacterized. NCBI's taxonomy places the organism in Eukaryota, Evosea, Eumycetozoa, Acytosteliales, Cavenderiaceae. Bases 1 to 975 code for a protein of 324 amino acids. The transcript is spliced from 5 exons. The record is from RefSeq and is a predicted model, not a curated record.